This is a messenger RNA of Malania oleifera, 1781 nucleotides long. RefSeq lists its product as uncharacterized. The transcript has 4 exons. The coding region runs from base 109 to 1407 and encodes 432 amino acids. The record is from RefSeq and is a predicted model, not a curated record. Gene Ontology annotation, biological process: asymmetric cell division. Lineage: Eukaryota; Viridiplantae; Streptophyta; Magnoliopsida; Santalales; Ximeniaceae.
ACAUUCUGUUGACUGUCAAGUCCUGAUGGGGGUGUGAGCUCUGAUCCUUUCUCUUUCUCUCUCUCUCUGCUCAUUUCAGGAGAAGCCCUAGUUUUCUUUUUCUCUAGAAUGUGGCAAGUUCUGGUCGCUGCAGCAGUAGCAGGAUCGGGGCUCUUUGCGAAGCAUCUAUUCAACGCCGAUGGCAAUGGCGAUUCUGCCACCGAUGCUGCUCCGGAACAGAGCCGGCAGCGCGAGCGUUGCAGGAAGCGAGUACGUCGCGGCAAGUCCUCAAACCUCGAAAGUUUGAUCCCCUGCAUUCCUGCCGAAUCCAACGAUUUGAGUUCUGACAAGCAAGGUUCUGCAACGGGAGAAGAUGCAAUCUUUAGGUUUUCGAGUGAAGGGUCUUCGGAUCAAACUGGGGUUCGGUCUGGCGGUAAGAAGACGCGCAAAAGUAAGGAAAUUGCGCGUGGAUUUAAGAAAAGAGUUGGGGUUCAGAAGCUGGAGAGGAGAUUCUCUGUUUCCUUAAAGAGAAGGAGAACAGGCAAGAGUGCGAGUGCAAAGUGUGGUUCUUCGUCCUCCAAAGAUAGCUCAUUUUUUGGGGGAAUCAGCGUUGGAAUUAUGUACAUGAUGUCGGCUGGGAAAGCUGAAAUCAGUAAGCUUAACACAACUGUAGAUGAGACUGCAAAAGUUGUUCAGGAACUAAAAGCGGAGCUUUACAAAAGAAAAUCAUCAAGCAAUACGCAUGCCUCAAGUUCUGUUGAUGAAGUUCAUGCAACAAAAUUUAGGGACAAGAAUAUUGAGCCAGUGCAUAUUGAAUCAAAGAGAGUUUCUAACAGUCUGAAGGACUCUGUUCUUCCUGUAAGUGAAUGUGCAAGUAGUGUUCUUACUGAAGAGCCAGCACCAGAAAUGCUAGAAAUGGAUCAGCUGGAAGCAGAGCUAGAGUCUGAGCUGCAAAAACUUCCUGGGUGCAUUACUGAAGAUCAUGGCCUUGAAGGGAUGAGAUCAUCAGGUUUUGGUGAGACUGAAGUUAUAUCUGGGGUGUGCUGUGAACCAGAUGGCCAGACCUCUGAUUGUCACCAAUUCAAUGGGGUGUCACCAUCUGAACUGGAUCAGAAACUGUCUCAUUUGCUCAUUGAGCAGCAAGGAAGCCAAAUUGUGGAGUUGGAGUCUGAACUGCACCAGGCUCACUCCAAACUCCAUGACAAGGAAGCCGAGCUUCAGGCACUGAAGGACUGCGUUCGACGCCUCACUGCUUUCACUCUUUCUAGUGUCUCAGAGGAUGAAGCUGAGGGUCAGGCGGAGCAGGACAUCAGCAGCGAUCAAAGCAGCAGCUACAACAAAAUGGGACCUGCCGAUUCAAAGACAUCGUCGGUAGUGGGAAUGAAAAGGGCAAUAGAUUUUGAAUCAUGCAGUUAUGUGGUACGAUGACACCUUCAUGUGGAAGUAAAUGGGCAAUUAGUGGGUUGCUGUCAGAUCUUGCUGGCUCCGUAAGGUGGGUUGGUGGGUAGUGUCAUCAGAUCAGAUGCCCAUCAGAUUCUAGCUAGGUACGCCCCCUGGGUGGUUCAUGUACCCAUAAAUAAUGCAUCACCUCCUCUUUUUUAUAUGUUAAGUGUAGUUGCCGUUCUUCUCAUAAUAUUAAGUUUUGCGUCCUUUUUUCUUUCAUGCUGCCGUCUUAGUUUUAGUUUUCCAAAAUUUUCAUCCAUUUGUCAGUUAUAAAUAAUGGCAUGAUAUGAAAUGAGAUGGAAUUCAUCUUUAUAAUUUUACAUAUUCACCAAAUAUGAAUACGAUUUUCAUUUCAUUCC